Lentinula edodes (shiitake mushroom) is the source of this 2167-nucleotide messenger RNA. RefSeq lists its product as uncharacterized. Lineage: Eukaryota; Fungi; Basidiomycota; Agaricomycetes; Agaricales; Omphalotaceae. The coding region runs from base 83 to 2149 and encodes 688 amino acids. The transcript is spliced from 3 exons. The record is from RefSeq and is a predicted model, not a curated record.
CACUCGAAAUUUUUUGUGGAAACGCUCCGCCUAAGAGAGUUACAUCCAUUUUAAACAACUCUGAACAUCUUACGUCGCUCAGAUGGGAAUUCGAUCAGAAGAAAUGGACCUUCCUGCUUUGGGAAGACCCGCCUUCCUGGGUCAACUGUACAACGCUACCUCCGAGCGUCUCAUGAACGAGCAGCUCUUCGCUGAGGAUGUGGUGAAGAGGGUACAAGUUGUUCCCAAUCCAUCAAACAGCCUUAAGUUUAAGGACAUUAAGACCAUCUCGGACCGUGCCAACGCAUUGGAUAUCACAGCCGAGCUUUCGGUCAGUAUCCUGAGCGGCAUGAUCGAUUUGAAGGGUUCCGGCCAAUACCUCGAUACCAGCAAGUCCAAUGUCUCUUCCCGUGAGGUCUCGAUGAUCUGCACCACCCGUAAAAAUUUAAAGAGGUUGGAUUUGAAGGGCAGCGAUAGGAUCACAAUCGACACCUACAACCGGGCAGUCGAGCACCAAGCCACUCACGUUGUCACCGGUAUCAUCUACGGCGGCACCCUAGUUACCAACGUCGUUGAAAAGGCCUCUUCCUCUGAAUCGCAGACCAAAAUUCAUGGCGAGUUCUCGGCUUCCCUUAUGAAGAACAUGGCGUCGAAGUUCUCUGCAGAGGGUAAGGCGUCGGUCGACAGCGACAAAACUUGCAAGGACGUUCUCGAGAGCCGUGAUUUCGACUUUUACGGUGACUACUCCGCCUCUGACCGUCCCAAUGCUAUCACCAUUGGCGAUCUGUUCGAGCUUGCGAAGCAGUGGCCAACAAUUAUUGGCGAUGGUGUUCCCUGCCAGAUCACUGUCACACCCCUGAGUAACUUUGUGGACGGGUCUAUCGAGGCGAAGAUUAUCCAUGAGCUCGAGAGCGACGAGCUAGCUGCCAUCCUCACUGCCUAUGACGAGAUUUACCGUCUUGCCGGGAGAAGGACUCGGAUUCAGGCUGCACUUGAAGCUGGAAACGGGGGUCUCGGCGCGUGCUGCUCAACUUUUGCGGCGGCCUGCAAAAAACGCAAGCUCGUCACCGAUGGUAUUCUCGGACGUUCUCGACAGGCACUUGCGAAAUAUCUCAUUGCUUUCCGCCGAGGUGGAGCCGAAGAAGUUGGAAAAACUACGAUCGAGUUUGUGGAUGCAGCCAAGGUGGGUUUAGACGACCAUUUGAAGGAAUGUCAGCAGGACGAGUCCAUCCUAGGACUGCUGCAGAGUAUUCAGGAUCUUGCUGCUGCCCAUGGCGCCCCGCUAGAAACCCUCAACGGACUUCGUCAUCGUAUGACUCGCGCCAAUCGUGGAACGCUUGGCGUUGUCCUUAUUCCUCCCUCACCCAAUCUCGACGGUGCUAUCAACACGUACGAGGUUCUAGUCGCUAACAUCAAACGCUGGAGAGCAGAUGAAGACAAGAAAGAUACUGAUGAGGAUGGAAAACCCAAGGAGACGGUCUUCAUCUCCUUCUACUGUGACCCUACACUGCUUCCAGAAUUUCGGAACUUGGAAGGGAAAAAAGGCGUAUUGACGAAGGCGCUUGUUGAAUUCGAAAAGAGUCAAAGUCCUCGUUUCAUUCACUACGGUGUGCUACCCACCGGUCUUACCAGCAUACAGAAGCAGAUCGACUGGUCUCUCCUCAACGACGAAGGUUGGGCAUUCAUUCAUAACGACCAGGAAUCUUACGACUACAUCGGCGAAGUUAGUGGUGGAAAGCGACAUGGCAGAGGUACUGCGACAUAUGCUAAUAAAUCGACAUAUUCUGGUGAUUGGUGGCACGGUCGUAGGCAUGGAGAAGGCGAGCUCGUCGAAAAGACGCGAAAACUGACCGGUGUCUUCAUUAAUGAUCAGUAUUGGGCCGACGGUGUUGUCGUCGACAUCACCAUCCUCAGUCACCAUGUCGCUUUCGGAGCGGCGAGGAUUCCGCUGCGCAAAGGAGACGCUGGCACUUCCCAUGUUCGUAUGAUUGGUACUAUGCUUGAAUGGAAGGAGGGCGAAGAGCACAAUCUGGUCGUUGAAGGCAAAGGGGGUCAGAAGUUAGAGAUGAUCACGGUGGGAAAAUUGAUUAGGCAUGACCAGGAUGAGAUGUUCAACAAGAACUGGCCACUUGAGGAAGGUGUUGAGAUCAAAGUGGAGAAAAGGUCUUAAAUUUGAUAAUAUCGUACA